This is a messenger RNA of Nylanderia fulva, 2797 nucleotides long. RefSeq names its product 6-phosphofructo-2-kinase/fructose-2,6-bisphosphatase. Gene Ontology annotation, cellular component: cytosol. Gene Ontology annotation, molecular function: ATP binding; fructose-2,6-bisphosphate 2-phosphatase activity; 6-phosphofructo-2-kinase activity. Lineage: Eukaryota; Metazoa; Arthropoda; Insecta; Hymenoptera; Formicidae. Gene Ontology annotation, biological process: fructose metabolic process; fructose 2,6-bisphosphate metabolic process. The record is from RefSeq and is a predicted model, not a curated record.
UGCUGCUAAAAGCCGCGAUGGAACCAGAACUACUAGUCGUCGUAGACAGCAGACAACAGUACAGUAUCGACCAAGCGUUCGCAACAACCGGAAUCCAGCCUCGUCUGGACACUUUUGGGAUCUGGUUCUUUGCGUCGCGAUCAGGAGAGCGUCUUUGCUAAAGCUGAAAGAAGCCAAAAUUUGGAAGAAUCAAUGAGUCUGCGAGAGGUCUCGAGAAGCGUUGGCUGAAAUUUCUCUCUAGUACCAGCUGGCCGAAAUAAAUAUACCCACGUAACGUCACAGCCUCGUCGUUCGGGAAGGAGAAGCCGAAGGGGAAAGAGAGUGAAAUUAGGCCGCGUCAAGCAGCACAAAGGGAGAGCGAUCAUCCCGAAAGACUUAAAGGCUCCAAAAUCGCUGUUUUUUUUUAUAUCGGUGAUAUCGGAGCGAGGUGUCGCUGUUACUAUGUAAAUUAACCAGCAGGUGUAUUUUGGCCGCGCGCGCGCACUGUCGUCAACGAGCAACGGCAUAGCAUAGAGAAACACAACAACGUCGUUAUCGAUAACAGUGACAAAGGGAGGAACGGAGGACCGGAGCAGCAAGAGGGAAACAUUACGCGGCACGCCGCGUUCUAAAGGCAUUUCUCUGACCGAUUCCAAGGAAGCUCGCAAACUGGCUCCAGAGGUGAGGAUCAAGCAAAUUGGAAUGAGGGAGGAUCUGCUAUCCAUAAUACGGCACACGAGCAGCGACCACUUCUCGGAAGAGCUUUAGCCGGGAGCUUUUGCUUGACCAGGAGGUGUAGAAAUACCAGGCCAGACUGGCGCGAUAAAGGGAAAAAGGUAGAGAGACCUAAUCGCGCGAUAGAGUAGAGGUGGCUCUUGCUCGUUGGCCCUUUUUUGAAAAACUGGCCGUGUCGCGGGCUUCCUUUUGUUCCGAGGCUUAACCUUUGAUUAGCCCUUGAUCGAAUACGUCAUUAAUCGACAUCGAGAGACCAAAAGAGGAGAACCCAAUAUUAGGACGACCAGUUGUUCUCCGUCAUAAGAUACGGAUUUCCCGGUUAUGCCCUGGGUCGCCGCAUGUUUUGAUUUGCUGGCGGCCCCUUUACUGGGUUAUUGUCUCGCGAUCAGAAAAUUAGCCCUGCAAUCCGGCAUCCUUCAGGAGAGAAGGAGCGAUCUCGUUGGGAAACAUCAAAUACUAUCUAAUACGGGGUUGGCGAUCUCCAACACCGACGCAGCCACGAUGGUCCCUAACGCAGAAGAGCGGCAAGAUCCUGGCAAGGAAAAGGUCGCAGCACGAAUGCCGGCAGUAGCGAAGUCAUCGCGCAAAUUUGUGGGGGUUGUUAUAGCCAUUUGUGGCUUACCGGCUCGUGGGAAAAGCCAAAUCGGCCAGAGUCUUGCUCGUAGACUUAACUGGAAUGGCGUAACCACAAAAGUGUUUCGCGUGAGUGAUUAUCGAAGGAAACGAUUCGAACCUCAUAUAUCACACGAACUCCUCCUGUCAGAUAAUACGGCAAACAACACGUUAAUAGCCCUUGCACAAAGAGAUGCCAUGCUGGAUUGCGCGGCCUGGCUCGCAUCAGGAAAUACCGUAGCGCUUCUGGAUGCCAUAAUAACUACACGAGCUCAGCGCGCGGAGGUCCACGAUUACUUUUCCGGUCAGCUGGGUUAUCGCGUUCUAUUCAUUGAAUGCGUCUGCGACGAUCCGGAAGUCCUGGAGCAGAAUCAGAAGGAGAUCGUGAGACAUAGCGCCGACUAUGCAGGCGUGGAUGCUGCGGUGGCUGCGGAAGAUCUGCGCUCAAAGAUCGCCUUUUACGCCAGAUCAUACGAACCGAUGGACGACAGGAUCUAUCCCAGGAUCAGAAUUGACACCGCUACUAUGGACAUCGAAACCUGCAAGGUAUCCGGUCACAUUGAGACCACCGUGCUCGGAUACCUCGGGGACAUCAGCCUUAAACCCCAUACGCUCUAUUUCUCAAGGCACGGUGAAAGCGAGUACAAUGUGCUCGGUAAAGUCGGCGGUGACGCGGUGUUAAGCGCCCGGGGUGAGCGUUAUGCUCAAGCUUUGUCAACCAAGUUCAAUGCCAUGCGUAUUCCCGAUCUGCGGGUCCUCACCAGUCGCCUUCGCCGAACAAUCGCGACGGCGCGCGGGAUCGAGGCCCCUCAGGAACACGUGGCGGCUUUGAACGAGCUUCACGCGGGAGUGUGCGAGAGUCUCUCCUACGAGGAAAUGCAAGAACAUUAUCCGCAGGAAUUCGCGUGGCGCGAUCAGGACAAGCUGCGCUACCGUUAUCCCUGGGGCGAGAGUUACAUCGACGCGAUGCAACGCGUCGAGCCGGUGAUGGCCGAGCUGCAGCGCUCGAAUAACGUCCUCGUGGUGUCGCAUCAGGCCGUGCUGCGCUGCAUCAUCGGAUUCUUCCUCGAUAAGAAGCCCGAAGAGCUGCCCUACAUGGAGGUGCCGCUGCACACGAUAAUCCGUAUCACCAGCCAGGGCUACAAUUACAAGCUCGAGUUCUUCAAGCUGCCGAUCGAGUGCGUCAACACGACUCGCGUGAAACCCCAGAAUUGCAACGGCGAUCGAACCGCCGCGGAUGCUCUCAUCACGGUUCCAGAUCACUACGACAUGCCGGAUCCUUGGAGAAAUCCCGGCAACGGACCUACUCUUGUGCAACAGCAUUAAAAAAAAAAAAAGAAAAGAAAAAAUAUAUAUCAAUCCGCCGGUUUGGAAAGCGGCAUAAAUCCAAUUCUUCAGCCACGAUAAGAGUUGAAGAAUUUUAGUGAUGAAUUUCACGAAUUGCAAGCAGUGCGUGAAAAAAAAAAUAUAA